UAUUUACUGGUAACACUGCCGAAAAGUUGCGGUAAAAUUGUGUACAGAAAAUACAUAAUAUUUUUAAUUCGAAUAGCUCAUAAUAUAAAUAAAAGGCUACUUCCAGACUCCAGUUUGAAUUUGAAUUCAGUUUACAUGUAAUAUCGAUGGUGUAAUGAUUUGAUAUCAGUAUUGUAAAUAUUAUACAAAUCUUUAUCAUUUCGCCCACUCUGUUAUAUAUUUCAUAUCACUAACCCUUUGCUUCCUGUGUGAUAAAUUUCAAUUUAAUAUUUUUCUGUUCAUUUAAUUAAAAUACAGUUAUGAAUUAAGCAAACUCCGUGAAAUCUUAUUGGAAAACUGAUAACAUGUCCGAGAGGAAACUUGUCUUUGUCGUUAUCCUUUUAGUGCAGUUAGAAAUUUGCUUAUCAUUGUUCACGAAACCAUGGACUGAGAAAUAUGAAAGUAAUAAUAAAUGUCCUAAGUUAUACCCCAAAAAUUUCGACAACUUCAUGCCAGCAGGCAACUUAACAGCGGGUAAUUAUACGGAGAAAACUGACUUAAAGGGGCUAAAACAAUGUGUGAUGUCCUGUUGUCUUGCUGACAAUUGCAAUAUUGUGUUCAUAGUAGAUUCACGGUGCUAUCAUAUAGAAUGUGUAACAGAUGAACUGUGCCUUCCAUUGCCAAGAAGUGGUCGCAAUUGGAAUAGACAUGUAUCUAUGAUACUUGUAAAACCUGUACUUCCCAGUGAAAAUUGGUCAGAGAUCCUUGGCCAGUCAAGCUUCCGAGAAGACCGAAAUUUUGGGGAAGAGGAACUUGUUUAUGGGUAUCCAAAUCGACACAGUGAAGUUGCUGACGAUGAAGAGUCUAAUCAUCUAGCACAUUUCAUAAAUAACUUGCCCACUAUUGAUGAUGAGGAUUCUGGCUAUGAAAAGUAUGAUAACAGUGAUAAUGAUAUGAUGUUGGCUUCCAAGUUUCUUGAGGAAGUAGUAUGUGUGAUGGGGACUAAUAAUUGUCCCUUUAAUGCAGAAUGUAUCCCAUUAGGACAUAACAUGCAUAAGGGAAUUUGCAAAUGUGUAUUGGGUACAGAAAUGAACGAUCAGGGUGCCUGUGUGCCAAUAAGACGUCCAUACUCAAAGGGUCCUACUGAUCUUAAUGAUUCUAUUAAAAAAGAAGACAUGGAAACAAAAAGUGAUAUUAAAGAAAAUAAACCAGUGCAAAAUUUAACAGUAUCCAUACUUUCACAAACAGUGCAGUUACCAGAAAAUGAAGUAACCCUGUCUGCUUAUACAAUACCAGAUGAAAAGUCCACGAUGAGCCACUAUAGCCAUGUUUGGACGCUUGUUGGGCAACCUAAAGAUACAUUUACAGGCAACAUGAUACAAAAUGGAGCAUCGGUGACCUUAACUGACCUUACUGAAGGUCAAUACAGAUUUAAAGUGACCGUGAAUGGCACUAACUCGUAUGGAGAGGGUUAUGCAAAUGUAACAGUGUUGCCACCAAAGAGAAUUAAUAAAGCCCCAGUGGUUGUUAUAACACCGCAAUCGCAAACUGUUAAAUUACCCAAUUCAGGUGCAGUUUUGGAUGGCAGUGAGAGCAAGGAUGAUGAUCAAAUAAUUUCAUGGCACUGGGAAUUGACGGCUGGGCCGUUGGGCUACCAACCACGACUGGAAGAUGGCGCUACACUGGUUUUAAAAGACCUCAAACAACCAGGAAAUUAUACGUUUAAAUUGACAGUUGAGGAUUCGGACCACGUGAAAAAUUUCACUUCGGCUAAUAUUACGGUUUUAAAUCAUACCGAUUAUCCACCAGAGGCAAAUGCAGGCCAGGACGUAAUACUCUACCUUCCAAAUAACAAUUUGACACUCAACGGUAGCCUGUCAACGGACGACCAUGAGAUAACUUCUUGGGAAUGGACGAAAUCAGCGGAAGAUGCUAAUAAAGCUGUCGAUAUGCAGAAUACACAUUCACCCUAUUUACAGCUAUCAAAUCUAUCAGAGGGUGUAUAUACGUUUGUGUUGAAAGUGACAGACUCGUCUAGUCAAUCUUCCACUGCAGAGGUGCACGUGUUCGUUAAGCCGCCAACCAAUACGCCUCCGGUUGCAGAUGCUGGCGAAGAUGCUUUCAUAUCACUUCCUCAAACCUGGGUGACACUAAAUGGGACUGGCUCACACGACGACCGAAAACUUGUUGCAUACACUUGGCGUUGCCUAUCUGGUCCCACUAACUCUAACAUUAUCACGUUUAAUGAAAGCAUUGCGAAUGCAACGCAACUCACGAAAGGGCUAUACGUGUUUUCGCUAACCGUAUUGGAUGAUAAUGGCAACACUGCUACAGAUAACGUCACUGUCACUGUCACGCAGAACAAAAACAGCCCACCAAAGGCAGACGCGGGCGGUGACCAGGUUCUGAACUUGCCCUUGCCAGUGUUAAUACUAAACGGCUCGAAAUCUUCGGAUGACUUCCGCAUAGUGUCUUGGAAGUGGACCAGGCUUAGCUCAGGAUUAGCGGCGGGAACAGUUAUACUUGAUUCUGAUAAAGGGUCUGUUUUGAUGCUCACAAACAUAGAAGCUGGCAGAUAUGUCUUCGAAUUGACAGUGACAGAUGACCAAGGGGAGUCAAGUCGGGACACUGUGAGUGUUCAAGUCAAACCGGAUCCUCUCGAGAUGAAACUUCUAGAAAUGACAGUCCACACACCGAUAUCAACAUUUACGAAGAACCAGUUGGAUUCUCUUCUGCAAAAGAUGAUGCUGCUACUCAAAGAUGAUGUAAAAGUCAACGUGACGGAGAUAAGGGGAGAGGUCGAUUCGGGGAAUACGCAGAUUAUUUUCUUCUUAUCGGAAAAGGGCGAGGCAAUCGACGGUAUUCGUGCCUUAGCAUUAUCACGUCCAGCUGCAAUAUCAAGUGGUGCGGCGCGUAUACGUCCCGUACGCUGUCUCAGUACGUGCUCGGGACGCGGAGUGUGCGAUCAGUCGACGCGCACGUGCCGAUGUGACGCUUUUUGGAUGCAGAGUUUGUUUGCUCAGUUUCAGGCGGACGCUAUGCCUGAUUGUGAUUGGUCUGUGGUAUACGCGAGUGUUGGUGGAGUUGGUGUGUUAUGCGCGUUGUGCGGCGCGGGUUGGGCGUGCGCGCGCGUCGCACGUAAACUAUGCGCGCCUCGCAAACCUAGACAACGCACGUACCGGCCCUUACCCCACGCCGAUCACGAACAAAAACCACUUGCUAACGACCUGUCCGAAUCGGACACCGAUUCAGACGUGUUGUACGAGACAAAAAAUAAAAUGACGUCAUUCACACGCGCCAUUAAUGGCGACGCGCAAUCCAACGGAUGGAAGAACAGUGUCAAAGUGGCGCGUCGCAUUAAAACGUAGCUCCGUCGCUUUGUGGCCUCAUUCCACGUUUAUACCUUACAUAUGCACAGACCACGUGACACCUGUCAGGUAAGCUCGCUGUCAUUGCGUGGAUAGUUGUCCAAAGGUUAAUGUCAAAACGCUAUAAUCAAAUUGUCAAAUGAAACUACACUUACGAAAAUAAAUUUAGUGGUUGCUAGGCAAAAAAAGUAAUAUUAAUUAUAAAAAAAAAUAUUUAAGCGUGUCUACUAAGCUUGUAAAAACUUAAUUCGAAAUUAAAUCAAGGCGUCCAAGCUUACUUAUAAGACAGCCUAGAUAAUAUUUUACGGUAGUGAUGGGGAUUCACUAAUUGAGUCAUGUGAAUUUGUAUGUUAUUUUUCACCUAAACAAACGUAAGUUUUCUCUUACGUAGAUUUUCUUUGCGACAGCUGUGACGCGUAUCGGAAACUGCUAUUGUCUAAGCCUAGGACUUGUAUAUGUAUAUGCCAUGACUAUACUUGUAUAUGCCAAGCUUAAAAUUUGCAAAUAGUUUUUCAAUAAAAUAAAUCAGUGUUGCCAGUAUUAAUGUGGAAAGAAAUAUUUUUGAGAAGUGUGAUUUUAAAUGUGUUGUAUGAUAUAAAUUACGUCUGCUUUAGAGUCGCAAAUAAGUGUCAUGUCAAUAAAAAUAAAGCAUAAUAAAUAGGUUAGGAUGAUUUUAAGUUAUAAUAUUAUUAUAUAACUUAGCUUUUAGUGGGACAUCAGGCAAAAAAUAGAACUUCUUAAAUUUUUAGCGCGUCAAAUGACAGCUGUAAUUUUUUGGCGCGAAACAGUAAAAAAAACUAAAGAAAUGUGUACGAAAGACUAGGCCGUAUGGCCGACUAUAGCCUGCGUCAUGCGCGUAAAAGUAAUGUUAAUAUUAAUUACUGUAUUUUAUAUAUUGUUUGGUACUAGUUCAAAUAUCGGAAACAUGUAUAUAUUUUAUUUUUUAUAUAUUAAUUUAAAGUCAUGCUAAUUUAAGAAUAUUUAACCGAAAGAAACAUAAGCUUGUAUUUUACGCAGUUUUAUUUACAGUGCUUAACUAUAUACUUUUAUUUAUAUAAGAGAAAAUUGUAUAUAACUGGCAAUUGUAUAACGGCUUCAUAUUUGUCUAUAGAAUAUCGGAUAAGAUAUUUUUAGAAAUUAUUGUAAGGCGUAAGUAAAACUAGGGUAGUGUUUGAAUUGUAGUUUUACAAAGAUAAAUUGAUUAUUAUUUAUCCUUCCAAAUAUUUCCCUACAAUAUAUGGAAUAUAUAUAAAUUACAGUUAUACAUGUUAUCUGUGGAAACGCACAUAUAUAAGUUUGAGAGUAUAUAGAGAACAUAAUAUACUCUGGUGUCGAACUUUUUUCUCAUGGUACCUGUAGAUGCAGUAUUAAUAAUUAAAACAAUGCUUUUGAGACAAUUCAAAUAGAUUUAAUACAAUAUCAAAUAUUUGCAUUUGCAUUGACAGAGAUUUUUUGCCUAGUGGCUUCAGGGCAACCCUUUAAUAAUCGGUUCGACCCUCAGCUGGCACCAAUGGACUUUCUAUCUGCGCAUUUGUACUAGAAAGUUGAAGGAAAACAUCUGAGGUAUGGCAUGCCCAAUAUAAAAAAAUAGUCGAAUGUGUCAGACGGAAGGCUAUUAUUAUCUACUUGUCUAUGACAUAAAAAUGAACAAGGAAACGAAUGAAAUCUGAGGUACAGAGGCACCUAUAGGUUUGUUGCGCCACUGGAUUUAUUUUUAAACAAAAAUAUGGCUUUUAUACUCAGCCUAGUAUUAAAAUAAAGUGUAUUAUUUAGGAGUUGUCACACAAGUGUUAUAAACAGAAACAGGUACAAUAUAUUAAAACUUUGCUUGAAGAAAAUGCGUCAAUAUUUAAAUAUAAUUGAUGGAUUGUUUAAGUAUCGGUGCAAUCAAAAUUCUAUCAUUAGAUGUAUUUAUAAACUAAGGCAGUAAU
This is a messenger RNA of Pieris rapae (cabbage white), 5278 nucleotides long. RefSeq names its product dyslexia-associated protein KIAA0319-like protein. NCBI's taxonomy places the organism in Eukaryota, Metazoa, Arthropoda, Insecta, Lepidoptera, Pieridae. The record is from RefSeq and is a predicted model, not a curated record. The transcript is spliced from 14 exons. The coding region runs from base 345 to 3347 and encodes 1000 amino acids. Gene Ontology annotation, cellular component: plasma membrane; cytoplasmic vesicle.